AUGAAGCUUUCAACAUCAGGGAUGGGUCAGCAGGCUCAUGAAGGAGAGAAGAAAUGCUUGAAUUCAGAGCUAUGGCACGCUUGUGCUGGUCCUCUGGUGUCCCUACCGACGGUGGGCAGCCGCGUUGUUUACUUUCCUCAGGGACAUAGUGAACAGGUUGCAGCCACGACUAAUAAAGAAGUUGAUGCUCAUAUACCAAAUUAUCCGAGCUUGCCACCCCAGUUGAUUUGCCAGCUUCACAAUGUUACAAUGCAUGCAGAUGUUGAAACCGAUGAAGUGUAUGCUCAAAUGACACUGCAACCCUUGACUCCGCAAGAACAAAAGGAUACAUAUCUCCCAGUAGAGCUGGGGACUCCAAGCAGGCAGCCAACUAACUAUUUUUGCAAGACAUUGACUGCAAGUGAUACCAGUACGCAUGGGGGAUUCUCUGUCCCUCGCCGUGCUGCCGAGAAAGUUUUCCCUCCUCUGGACUUUUCGCAGACUCCACCUGCUCAAGAGCUGAUUGCCAGGGAUCUUCAUGACGUUGAAUGGAAGUUUAGGCACAUAUUCCGGGGUCAACCGAAGCGACAUCUUCUUACUACAGGGUGGAGUGUGUUUGUCAGUGCCAAGAGGCUUGUUGCUGGAGAUUCUGUACUUUUUAUCUGGAAUGAAAAAAAUCAGCUCCUCUUGGGGAUUCGCCGUGCUACUCGGCCUCAAACUGUGAUGCCAUCCUCUGUUCUUUCAAGUGACAGCAUGCACAUUGGAUUACUUGCUGCCGCCGCCCAUGCUGCAGCUACAAAUAGCUGUUUUACCAUUUUCUAUAAUCCAAGGGCUAGCCCAUCUGAGUUCGUAAUACCUCUUUCAAAGUAUGUUAAAGCUGUUUACCAUACUCGCGUUUCUGUUGGGAUGCGUUUUCGCAUGCUUUUUGAAACUGAAGAAUCAAGUGUCCGCAGAUAUAUGGGUACAAUUACUGGCAUUGGUGACUUGGACCCUGUCCGGUGGCCAAAUUCUCACUGGCGAUCUGUCAAGGUCGGUUGGGAUGAGUCAACAGCUGGUGAGAGACAGCCUCGGGUGUCGUUGUGGGAGAUUGAGCCUUUGACCACCUUUCCCAUGUAUCCAUCACUGUUUCCUCUCAGACUGAAAAGACCUUGGUAUCCGGGAGCAUCAUCUUUUCAAGAUCCUAGCAGUGAAGCUGUGAAUGGGAUGGCUUGGUUGCGAGGAGAAGCUGGCGAGCAAGGACUCCAUUCUCUGAACUUUCCUUCAGUUGGUAUGUUCCCGUGGAUGCAGCAGAGAAUUGACCCUGCAAUGCUUCGCAAUGAUCUUAAUCAGCAGUACCAGGCUAUGCUAGCUGCUGGCUUGCAAAAUUUUGGAAGUGGAGAUAUGCUCAAACAACAACUAAUGCAGUUUCAGCCACCUGUUCAAUAUCUUCAACAUUCAGGCAGCCAUAAUACAAUGUUACAGCAGCCGCAGCAGCCUCAGCAAGUAAUGCAGCCAACAUUGUCUCCAAAUAUGCUCCCUGCACAAACCCAACUGCUGUCAGAGAACCUGGACAGGACUCGGCAACAACAACAACUUACCAAUCAAACUGAGGAACCACAACAUCAUGCAUUCCAGGAUGGUUAUAUGAUCCAGCACGAGCAGCUCCAGCAGAGGCAGCCAUCAAACAUUCCAUCUCCUUCUUUUUCCAAAACAGACUUUGCUGACACAAACUCCAAAUUUUCAGCAUCGAUUGCUCCAUCUAGCAUGCAAAAUGUAUUGGGGACAUUAAGUUCGGAAGGGAGUAGUAAUCUUUUGAACUUCUCCCGAAGUAGCCCAACCUUGCUUCCCGAGCCACCAUCUCAACAGUCCUGGGUGUCGAAAUUUUCUCAUGGUCAAGUUAAUAAUUCCAGUUCUGUGUCACUGCCACCAUAUCCUGGGAAAGACGCCCCUGGUGAGCAAGAAGCUAGUGGUUUGGAUGCCCAGAAUCAGGCUCUUUUUAGUUCCAACAUUGACUCUGCUGCUCUUUUGCUACCAACAACUGUCUCCAGCGUUGGUACUUCUUCAAUUAAUGCUGGUCUAUCCUCUAUGCCAUUAGGGGAUUCUGGCUUUCAGAGUUCUCUGUAUGGUUAUAUGCAGGACUCUCCAGAGUUGUUGCAUGGUUCGGGACAGGACUCUCCAUCACCAGCUCGCACUUUUGUCAAGGUUUACAAGUCAGGGUGUGUUGGAAGGUCAUUGGACAUCAGCCGGUUCAACAGCUAUCAUGAGCUGAGGCAGGAACUUGGUCAGAUGUUUGGGAUCGAAGGGUUGCUUGAAGACCCUCAAAGAUCAGGCUGGCAGCUUGUAUUCGUCGACAGGGAGAAUGAUGUGCUUCUCCUUGGAGACGAUCCGUGGGAGGCAUUUGUCAAUAAUGUCUGGUACAUCAAGAUUCUCUCCCCCGAGGAUGUGCUGAAACUGGGAAAGCAAGAGGCAGAAUCCUUGAAUCGCCUUGCUGCCGAGAGGAUGAACAGCGGCGGUGGAGACGGGCGACACAUGGUCUCUAGGUUUCCUUCUUUAGGAUCACUUGAAUACUGA
Messenger RNA from Oldenlandia corymbosa var. corymbosa, 2529 nucleotides. Lineage: Eukaryota; Viridiplantae; Streptophyta; Magnoliopsida; Gentianales; Rubiaceae. The record is from the annotation of a GenBank genome assembly.